AUGACAACAUAUGAAAAGAUCGUCAAGGGUGCUACAAAAGUGAAGGUAGCAGCCCCUAAGCCGAAGUAUAUCGAGCCGAUAUUGAUGGCUACGUCUUUGGAUCAUUCUGUUGUAUCCAAAGAAAAUUUUUUGACUAUUAUGAGAACUUUACAAUCAAGAUUACAAGAUAGUUCAUGGUCAGUGGUUUACAAGUCUUUAAUUGUUAUCCAUUUGAUGAUCAGAGAAGGUGAUCGAGAUGUGACCUUGGACUACUUGGUAAACAGAGCUCCACCACAAAUGUUGAAUUUAAGUCAUAAUAAUGUCAUCAAGAAUAGUAAUAGUUUCAACAAUGAUAUUAAGUUUAUUAACAAGUAUUCGAAAUAUUUGCAAACUAGAGUCAAACAAUAUGACGCCACUGGUGUCGACUAUGUUAGAGAUGAAAGAUCCAACAACAGCACCACGCAACUGGGAGGGAGAUUGAGAAGUUUAUCUGUUGACAAAGGUUUGUUACGAGAAGUUGAAAGUGUUCAAAAACAAAUUGACUCCUUAUUGAAGAACAACUUUAUGGAGAAUGAAAUUAAUAAUGAUAUCGUUUUAACUGCAUUCAGGUUGUUGGUUAAUGAUUUAUUGGCCCUUUUCCAAGAGUUGAAUGAAGGGGUGAUAAAUAUUUUAGAGCAUUAUUUUGAAAUGUCAAAAGUUGAUGCUGAAAGAUCCUUGAAAAUUUACAAGAAGUUUGUUGACCAGACCAAGUUUGUCAUUGAUUACUUGCGAGUAGCCAAACAUUUGGAAUAUGCUACUAAAUUACAUGUCCCUACAAUCAAGCAUGCUCCAACUGCAUUGACUAGUUCUUUAGAAGAAUACUUGGAUGAUCCAAACUUUGAGAUGAACCGAAAACAAUAUUUGUUAGAGAAAGGAAACAAGGACAUCAAACAAACCAAACAACCAGUAUUUAAUCAAGCUGAAGGUACCGAAAAAUCCCCACAGGAAAAUAAUAAUUCUAAUUUGAAUAGACACAGUUCAUUGGUAGUACAACAGACAUAUAACCCAUGGAGCGGAAUGGUCAUACCGGUAGUUGGUGUAGUUGACCCAAUGCAAGAACAGCAAGCAUUACAGGCACAACAGCAACAAGCUCAGUUACAAGCACAACAGCAACAAGCUCAGUUACAAGCACAACAGCAACAAGCUCAGUUACAAGCACAACAGCAACAAGCACAGUUACAAGCACAACAGCAACAAGCUCAGUUACAAGCACAACAGCAACAAGCACAAUUGCAAGCACAACAGCAACAAGCACAAUUGCAAGCACAACAACAAGCACAAUUGCAAGCACAAAACACUGGAUAUAGUCGACUUCAAUCUAUUCCUCAGGGUCAACAAUUACAAUCACCAAUGCAAUCAACAUUUACUGGGGUUGGAUUUGGUGGUUAUGGUCCUCAGCAACAACAAGCUCAAUUACAACCUCAGCACACGAACCCAUUUAUCCAACAAGCAGCACCUGUGUUGCAACCACCGCAACAACAACAAACUACAGGAUUGCAAAGAAACAAUACCAAUCCUUUCGCAAACGUAGCGGGACAACAAUUUACUCAACCAAUGCAACAACAAUUUACCCAACAAACUCAACCUCAAUUGCAACCACAAUCAACCAAUCCAUUUGCCAACACCAGGUUUGCAGCCAAUAGUCACACUUCUGCAUUUACAUUUGAUAACGGAGCCUCACAACAACAACAACAAAUCCAAGCCAAUUCAACAGGUAGUAAUCCUUUUAAAGUAAGUCAAACUACACUGAAAUUAUUUGAGGAUUAUUCCAAGAACCAACAGGGCCAACAAGUGUUGAAGCCACAACCAACUGCGGGUGGGUUGGAACAGAUUCCAACUAUACCAGUAUUCCCUGAAACUCAACAAGAAGCUCAAAGGCAAUUCUAUUUCCAGAAUGCACAAACUGGAUUAUACGCGCAAGCGUUUCACCAGCAGCAACCACAGCAGCAACAACCUCAACAACAACAAUUCGUACAGCCACAAUACACAAACUAUGAUGGCCCAAGCUUAAUUUAA
This is a messenger RNA of Candida tropicalis MYA-3404, 2034 nucleotides long. RefSeq lists its product as uncharacterized. Gene Ontology annotation, molecular function: clathrin heavy chain binding; SNARE binding; phosphatidylinositol-4,5-bisphosphate binding. The record is from RefSeq and is a predicted model, not a curated record. The transcript has a single exon. Lineage: Eukaryota; Fungi; Ascomycota; Pichiomycetes; Serinales; Debaryomycetaceae. Gene Ontology annotation, cellular component: clathrin-coated pit; clathrin-coated vesicle. Gene Ontology annotation, biological process: clathrin-dependent endocytosis; vesicle budding from membrane; clathrin coat assembly. The coding region runs from base 1 to 2034 and encodes 677 amino acids.